Lytechinus variegatus (green sea urchin) is the source of this 1209-nucleotide messenger RNA. Its product is annotated as lactosylceramide 1,3-N-acetyl-beta-D-glucosaminyltransferase B-like. Gene Ontology annotation, molecular function: hexosyltransferase activity. The coding region runs from base 1 to 1209 and encodes 402 amino acids. Gene Ontology annotation, cellular component: membrane. NCBI's taxonomy places the organism in Eukaryota, Metazoa, Echinodermata, Echinoidea, Temnopleuroida, Toxopneustidae. The record is from RefSeq and is a predicted model, not a curated record. The transcript has a single exon.
AUGCCGACCAUGAAGGACGUACUGCGUCAACUGUUUCGGUUAAUUGGUAUCUCCUCAUUGGUAUCGAUCCUUCUAUGGCAGACACGUGAGGGAUUUACGCAGCCUCGUAGUCGGGAAACAUUGGAUAUCUUUCGAAGGAACCAACUCAUGAAGCAGUAUGAGGAAAGUGUUCAAUUCAAUGCGCAUGAACUAAAUUGGACAACUGCGAACAUGGCGAAAGUAUUAAUGUUCAAAGGUCUCGAGCCUGAGACUUACAAAAGCUCGAAUUUGCGAAAUGCAGUCCGGUAUGGUGUCAUGGAACAUGGCACCAAGGAUUCUGAUCUAGGAAGUUUGAUGGAUAAUUGGGUUGCUGACGUUGAGGUCCAUGAUUAUGCAUAUUUGAUCAAUCCACAUCAAAAAUGUGACGUGCCUCCGCAUCUUCCCAAAGCCAUUCUCCUUGUCAUAUGCGUUCUAUCAGCUCCUCAGAAUUGGGAACGACGUGACGUCAUUCGGAGCACCUACGGGAACGAAUCAGUAUGGCCAGCAUCGAGAGAGGGCGCUUCAAUGGUUCGUGUGGUUUUCAUGCUUGGUGCGGUAAAGGAUGUGGCAUUGCAAGCUAGCAUUGAAUCCGAAGCGGCACGCUUUGGUGAUAUCGUGCAAGAGAACUUCGUCGAUUCCUAUCUAAAUCUUACGCGCAAGACGGUCAUGACUUUAAAGUGGGUGACGAAAUUUUGUGGAAAUGCCAUUUUUAUGAUGAAGGCUGACGAUGACAUCAUAUUAAAUGUUCAAAAGGUGACGACCUUUCUACUCCUUUCACCACCUGAGGACUUCACCGCGGGUAAGAAAGGCAAACCCAUCCGAGUGAUGCGGACAAAAAACUCCAAGUACUACACCCCAUACCACGUCUAUAAUUCUACGCACUAUCACCCUUAUUACCUAGGAGGAGCGGGAUAUUUUUUCUCGUUAGACGUUGCGUACAGGAUUUUGGACAUGGCACAACGCAUCCCACUGUUUCCUUGGGAGGAUAUCUUCGUGUCGAACUGCAUGCGCGAGCUCGGAAUACCGAUAACUCGGACGAAAAACUUUGCCUGGGGAAAGUACACGGUGUCGAAUGGAAGGCUCAUCAACGACACCCAAUGUAUAAGGUUUAGGGAUCGAUACCUCGUUGCCAAAGGAUUGCCCGCAAACCAUAUGAUGAAACUGUGGACAUUCACACAAGCAAUGACGUAA